Penicillium pulvis is the source of this 1269-nucleotide messenger RNA. RefSeq names its product FluC/FEX family fluoride channel. Gene Ontology annotation, molecular function: fluoride transmembrane transporter activity. Gene Ontology annotation, cellular component: membrane. Gene Ontology annotation, biological process: fluoride transmembrane transport. The transcript has a single exon. Bases 1 to 1269 code for a protein of 422 amino acids. The record is from RefSeq and is a predicted model, not a curated record. NCBI's taxonomy places the organism in Eukaryota, Fungi, Ascomycota, Eurotiomycetes, Eurotiales, Aspergillaceae.
AUGCCUAAUCGCGCCAUGUCAGGGGCUGCGCCCCUCACACAUGAAGUUCAAGAACAACACGAGCUCCGAUUAACAGAAACCACUGCAUCACAACCCGUCGAACCGAUCUCAUCUCUGAGACAAUCAUGGCAUCCAACCGACGCGCCCUUGGACACAGGGACAGUCCCCUCAACCACCGCAAAACCCCUCUCUAAACACGCAACCCACCUAUACACACUCUCCUAUCUCAUAUUCUUCUCCAUCCUCGGCACCCUCGCCCGACUAGGUCUCCAAGCCCUUACAUUCUACACCGGCGCGCCAGUAGUAACCGGCGUCCUCUGGGCAAACGUCACCGGCAGCCUAGUAAUGGGCUUCCUAGUCGAAGACUCAAACAUCUUCCGCGAAGAAUGGGGCUCACCACCAACCCCACCCAAAGACGAGCACAGCGCACAAGAGCACACCAAAAAACACAAGGCCACCAAGAAAUCCAUCCCAAUGUAUAUCGGCCUGACAACCGGUUUCUGUGGAUGCUGCACGUCUUUUUCCUCGUUUAUACGCGAUAUCUUCCUCGCAUUAGCGAAUGCGCUCCCAGAUCCCUCACUCCCAUCAGGCGCGAGUAUUGCGUCCCGAAACGGCGGAUAUAGCUUCAUGGCGCUGCUAGCCGUGCUCCUGAUAACUGUAUCGCUGUGCCUGUCUGCGCUGAUUUUUGGGGCGCACCUUGCGCUUGUGCUGGGCCGGUCUACCCCUACAAUCCCUUUUGCGCUGACGCGUCGCGUGCUGGACCCCGUAAUGGUCGUUCUGGGGUGGGGGUGCUGGCUAGGUGCUGUGUUCUUGGCUAUCUGGCCGCCGGAUCGGUAUAAUGCUGGUCCAGAGGAGUGGCGAGGACGUGCAGUGUUUGCGAUUGUGUUUGCGCCGUUGGGGUGUUUGUUAAGAUUUUACGUGUCGCUUUAUCUUAAUAGUCGGGUUCCUGCGUUCCCGCUUGGUACGUUUGCGGUUAAUAUGUUUGGGACGGUGGUCGAGGGAGUUUGCUAUGAUUUGCAGCAUGUCAGUGGGCUUGGGGCGGUUGUGCCUGCUGCUUUGACAGGAUGUCAGGUGUUGCAGGGUGUUAUGGAUGGGUUCUGUGGUGCGACUACUACAGUCAGUACGUGGGUUGUGGAGUUGAAUGGAUUGGCGAAGAGGGAGCACGCUUAUGUCUAUGGAGUCACUAGUGUGGCUGGAGGACUUGGCUUCAUGGUGGUGAUUAUGGGGUCCUUGUUAUGGACUCGUGGGUUUGAUGACCCGGUCUGUUGA